This is a messenger RNA of Schizosaccharomyces octosporus yFS286, 6201 nucleotides long. RefSeq names its product transcription factor TFIIF complex beta subunit Tfg2. Gene Ontology annotation, biological process: transcription initiation at RNA polymerase II promoter; transcription by RNA polymerase II. The transcript is spliced from 4 exons. Lineage: Eukaryota; Fungi; Ascomycota; Schizosaccharomycetes; Schizosaccharomycetales; Schizosaccharomycetaceae. Bases 658 to 1599 code for a protein of 313 amino acids. The record is from RefSeq and is a predicted model, not a curated record. Gene Ontology annotation, cellular component: transcription factor TFIIF complex.
AAAGACGACAACAGGCACAAGCUUCGAACCACCAAGAUCUAUAUUGCUUGUUUAAUAAGGAAAUAUAAAUUUUAAACAGAAUGAAAAUGAAUACCCCAAUUUCCUUUAACGGAGGAUUGUGACGCUACUUCUUCCUUCAAAUAAAAACUCAUGUAAAAAGUAUUGAUGCCCAUACCAACUUUGUGAGAAUCCUUUUCUUUUUAAAAUAAUUAAAAUGAUACCAAUUGAAUUUUUCCAUAGUUCGCAAGAGGAAGCUUCUAUUCUAUUCAAAGGAAUCCUUCCCUUGUCUACUAAUGUUACUUAAACUGCCAUAUGGAUCCGAUCGUCAUUUUGCAAAGUGCACCGACCAACAUGCACUGUAUGGUCUUCUUAUGGAUUAUUUUAUACUUUUAACGCAAACACACAGGCAUACUUAUAUAUAUGAUACAGGACUAUUUAGAUACUCAGUAAAUAAAAGCUGGUACGCAUCUUUUUUGUAAAAUAUCAUAUUAAGGAGGAUUUUAGUAACAGUAAAACUUGCGUUACAUUGUCUUAACCGGAUUAAGCAAAGGAAACGAUGUUCAUUAAUUUGUAUGACAAAAUGUCAUUUUAAGUGAGAAACUGCCAACUUCAAACUGUCUGUCUACCUUUUUAAUUGUUUUGUAUAAAAAGGAGAGAAUGAGUGAAGAAAAACCAACAAUCCGUAAUGAAGAUGAUGAUCGUUAUGAAGACGAUACAGGAGAUUUAGAUCUUGGCCAAAUUGGUUCUCGAGUUUGGCUAGUAAAAGUUCCAAGAUUUCUUAUGGAGAAAUGGGACGCGAUUCCCGAUGACGAUCGUGCAAAUCUUGGUUGUGUACGUGUGAAAAAUGAUGAGAUUCAACUUCUUCUACACAACAAGCCAGAAAACGCCGAUGUUCCUAAAAACUACAACUUAAAAGUGAUGAACAAAUUUGUCAAAAAUUCAUAUGUCUUUCGAGAAGCCGAGUCAUCAUCUAGCAAUACAAAAAGUACUGCUUUGGUUGGCACUGUAGCUCACGAAUGUAACGUUACACCAAUCAUUAAUGAUGAUUAUCGACGCGUUAUGCAGAAGCGAGCUUUGGCUGCAAGUGCUCCUAAGCGCAAAGUCCAAAUGAUUGAUGAUAGAGGUGCGAGUCUGCUUGCUCCUGGAACAUUGGGAGCUCGGAAUAGAAAUACCACAUCGUUUAUUCGAAAUGUCAAGCCUAGAACUGGCGAAGGGUUGAAGAACUCUCGUAUUCCUAGGAACGAACUUUUGGAUAUUCUUUUCAAGUGUUUUGAAGAUUAUGAAUAUUGGACUUUGAAAGGUCUUCGUGAAUAUGUUAAACAACCUGAGGUUUAUUUAAAAGAAGUCCUGGAUAGUAUAGCCAUCUUGAAUAAACGUGGUCCAUAUGCAUUGAAAUAUAGCUUAAAGCCUGAAUAUAAAGGAACAAUGGAUGCUGCUACGAGAGAACUUUUGAAUCAACAAGUUUCUCAGUCCGAAUUAUCUCAACAGCAAAAUGCACAGAAGGGAUCUGCCUCUCCAACUGGCCCUUCAUCAUCUGCAAGUGAUGCCAACAAAGAUGGGGACAAUGACGACGAGGUUGAAAUGAUUGAUAUUCUAUAAGUUAACGAAUUAAUGAACUUUCUUGCUUUGGUUUUUUGUUGAAAAGUUUCCAAAAUCUCAAUGUCUCAUCACCUGCUCCUGUAACGAUAGAUUGACCAUCAGGACUCAUAGACAAAUGAAGCACACGAUUCGUGUGUCCUGUAAGAUUAACAACAUUUGAAAGUGAUGGGUACUUCCAUAGUGAAACUUGAUUUUUGGCGUAGCCAUGAGUAGUAACAAUCUCAUUGGACGUCUUGGACCAUGCCAAAUUGCAUACUUGGGAUCCCGUGUCGAGACGAUUUUGAAGCUUUCCUGUUAAUGUAUUAUGUAUCAUUAAGGAUCUAUCGACUGUUCCUCCUCCGCUCGCCAGGAUUCCUCGCUGGUGUGGACUCCACCCUAUUGCUUUGACAGCAGCAUUAUGAUCCAAAAAUGUAUGCAAUGGUCGCGUAUUACGAUAAUCCCAUACAACGAGUUUGUUGUCAUUUCCGCCGGACGCCAAUUGACCUAGAUUGCUUUCCCAUUGGAGACCACAAAUUUCUUGGUCGUGGCCUUUGAUCUUCAAAUAACAUUCUGGUUUGCGUAGAUCAUGAUGAGCCAGCAUUUCAUCCUUUCCUCCACUUGUUAAAGUAUGGCCGUUGGAAGCCAACGCUGCUACUCUUUUUGAAUGCCCACGUAAACUUCUUAUAGGCUUGGUACAUUCUGUAUCCCAGAUAUGAAUGAAGCCUGAAUCUGUUCCAACAGCAAUAUUGGUUCCUAUUCCGGUCCAUAAAACACUAGUCACAUUGUUUGCUUCGCCAAAAUCGUGGAGUUUUACCACUUUACCGCUAUUUGCUGACCACAAAUAUACACUACUUGCUAAGCCGACUGCUAGAAUAUUCGAUUUUCCCCAAUUAAGCAAAUUAAGAUAGAAGUCAUCUUCCAAAUAAGGAGCAUCUAAAACUUUGUAUGGAGCCUUAGGAAAUAUCCUUUUCGGUUUCGGGGGACGAAGCAAGAGGUCUUGUGAUUGAGGUGAAAUAGGGGACAAAGAGUAAGAAUUUCUUGUAGGAAUAUCAAAGAAAUUUCUUUCUGGCUUUUCUUUGAGACCACCAUAUCGAAAAGUCCUUGAGGCUACUUGCUUAUUGCCGAAAAGUUCAAUGCUUAGAAGCUCCAUAAAUUGUCGUUGAACUAGUCAUAUUAGUAUUAACUAAACUUUCAAUUUAUCUUAAUGUGUACAUACCACUUCCUGAGCUCUUGCGACGUAGAGAUGUCCCUUCGCUUAUUGUCUUCCGAAUCGAUUCAAAACUAAUAUCAAACUCAUUACUGACGUUGCGUAUGGGGAUGAAUCUAUCUCCCAUCUUCAAAUAAUUCUCGCAGCGUUGGUCAAUGGUGGAAGAAAAAGAACAUGAAGCGCCUCUAAGUUUAGUUUCAUGGUUUGUUUGUUUUCCUUAACCUUUGUACUCUAUUUUUGUUUACAUGUGCAGAGAAAAUAUUGAGUUAUAUUUACUAUCAAAAGAUGAAAACCAUUGUCAAUAAAUAAAAAUAAACAAACAAAUACAUUGAUAAAUCAAGCAAUUUGUUUGAAUAUGUCUUGCUUUUGAAAUCUAAUUUUAUGGAAGAAGGACUUCACUUCUUUAACAUUUAUAGAAGAAAAUGUCCCUUUAUUUUGACUCUAAAAUAUUUGUUAGCAUGAAGCGAAUUUUUUAGACUGUUAAACAAACCUUCUCUUGAGCGAGCACUUUCAGAUUAUUUUGAAAUUGUUCGAGGUCCAUUGAGUUAAAAAGUUGGUCUUCAACUAGGCCAAAUGAACAUUCUAAAAUUUCAUUUUGCGUUUCACCGCUAUCUUGUUGGGAUAGACAAUGAACACGGGAGAAGUCCACCUCUGUUAUUUUGGUUAAGUAAUUACAAAUAUUUUCGAUUUGUAUCGAAAAUCUUGACUUGUACUCAUGAGGAUUCGAUGGGUGCAAAGGAACAUUACCUUGAUCAGGAACUAGGGAAUUAUUGAAUGAUGUAUUUGGAACCCCACCGUACGUCCACAAAUAAAUUUUUCCUUGUAAAAAAGAUAAAUAAAUUCCAUUAUUUUUCAGACAUCGACUGGAAGCAGCGGUAGGUUCCGGAAUGUUCAAUUGACAACUUGAAUCUUCAAAUCCCGACUUGAAGCCCAUAUUAUGAAGAGGAAUGAUAAGUGGAUAGAUCAUCAUGCAAAUAACUUUGACAUGCCCUGUUUUAAUUUUGAAGUUGAAAAAGAUUUCAUCAGUGCCAUCAUAUACGAAGGAUAGCUUUGUAAGUUUUCUGGCAGGCUUUCACAUAUGCCGGGAUCUUUACCUUGCUGAGCACGGUAUUCAACAAGAAGAUCUAUAAUUUUUCUACAAAACCAAUUUUGAAGAUUUCGGGUGGUUGACAUAUACGCAGCUAACGAUUAGUUAUAAGUUUUGGAAUUGCUUGACUUACCAUAUUUUGCCAUGCUAGCAACUAAUGUUUCACAAUCCGCUUUUGAAAAGACAUCCUUUUUGGAUGAUACAGUUGGUAAACGUGCAUGAUGACAUCUUACCCUUUCUGAGCCGUCGGUUGUCCUGUAGAAAGUGAGAACUUGAAUAGAUGCAGCUUGUGUUGAUAAGCUGGCAGUUUGUUCCAGUUCGAAAUAAAUAGAAGUUUCUGAAUUUAUCGCCGAAACAUCAACUAUGUUAUUCUUAGGAUAGUCGGAAACUUUUCCUGCUUUGAUUUGCUUAACACGAAGGCCAUUGGAAGCAGAAAUUCUUAUUUUUACAUGGGUGCCUAUGAACCCACUUAAAGAACCCAGUACAUCUUCUUUCAGAGUCGACUGUGCUGAACUACUAGUUAGAUAGAAGUGGUAAUUUCCACCUGUUUUUAAACAUAGUUGUUCAACCAAGUCGUUAUAUAUUUCUGAAUCGUUUUCCAGCAUGAAUAAAUCUAUGGAAAUUCCGUGUUCGAUUAAGGACUGCGUGUACAACUGCAACGAUUGUUGUCUUCUUCGUCUUUCUAGCAAUGAUGGACAUUCUAGAAUGUGAGUUAGCACCUUGUAAACGUAUAUAACUUACGUUUUCGUAUAGUGUUAUCCAAUCCAAGGACAUGUAUUUUUCCUUGCCUAUUUUCAAGCAGUUUAGCUGUUAUUUUCACGGCGUGUAAUAAGGCAUUGCGUCCAUUAGCCUUAUCAUUUGAACUGUUCUCGAUGUGUUUCAAAAUACGAACUACAUCCGGUCGAUUUUCGUUUGGAUCAAUGGAAGUGUCAUAAGGGAACAUUAUUUCAUCCUCUUCGAGAUCGAUCAUUACAAUUUCGUUAACUCGUUGUUUCUAAAUUAAAUUAGUAAAGGCCUAAUUAUACACAUGGUGCACUUACCGACAAUCGAUAAAAGUGUAAAGCAUUGUCAUAACCAAUGAAUAGGACUUUAGCAUUUGGAAACUUGACGCGAUAUUUUUCGUUUGCUAGUGUAAACGUGAUAGCGUCGACUAUGCUUCGUUUGAAUCCAGUGUUUGCUGAAGUACGAGAAAUGUCAAUUAGAAAUAUGUUAAGAAAAGGACUUCCAGUUGAGGGUUCCUUUACCAGAACAUCAAAUGACGGUUUCAUCAAAUUGUCUGUUGUGGAAUCUUCAUGCUCCAUUAACAUUUGUUGAAGUAUCAAGCUGAAAUCAUCUGUAAUACUGUUGCAAGCAUCACAAAACUCACAUCUCCAUUGUGAACCGCUAAAGAUUGUUCUACUAUGGAAACUGAAGUACGCACCACAAGUUACGCAACUUGGAAUCGAUAAUUCUCUUUCAUUUUCCCAGCGAUACACACAAGCAGGAUUAUUAAUAGAAAAUGGAUGUGCGAUAGAGGAAAAAGGUAAGCUAGAGGGAAUUUCAGUGGGGCUUUUAGGGACGGUCCUGUAUACAGAGCGAAGAAAACAAGGAUCUGUUGAGUCUUUCGAAGAAAAUGUGUAGUCUGUCAAAACCGUAGGAACAUAAUCGCUUGUGCUGGGGUCGUAUGAAACUUUAGAAAAGUAAUUGCGGUUAUCUAAACGCUCAGAUAAUAUUGGAUUAAAUCUUCCUACAGUAAACUCGCUAAGUUCACUCUCGCUAGUACUGGACGAAAUUGAUUUUGUAAUCCAGUCGUCAUCCAAACUAGUGUAGUAAGGACUCAAAAUUGCGACUUCAUCAGUACUAUUUCUAGAAGAAGAGUCAGGAGAAAAUGAAAAAGGCCCAGUUGUGGAAAACACCAUAUCGAAAAAAAAAACACCAAAAAAAAUAUCUGGGCACAAAAUCUGACUACCAAGAGCUAAUGUCUUAGUUUGGCGGCCAGAUACCGGCAACCAGGAAAAGUCGUGCAAAGAGACUCUCCAGAGAAGGAAUUAUGUAAUUAACUUUUCUGUUGGGUCUUCUUUGUACAACUUUUUCAAGUUGGGUGUUGUAGCGUUAGCAUGAGAGUGUUUAUUUACAUAUAGCAAGUGAUGUUAUGCUCAACACUUAGUUUGGGGAAAACAAAAAAUAAAAGCACAAGUUACUUAAUUGUUUGCUAACAACUACUUUUCAAGUCUCAAAACAAACAAAGAUUUUAUUAACACAUACAUGAGGUUUUUUGAGAAUUUAGCCCCCUUCUUGUACACUUUUCUAGAAAUGAAUUAUCACUAUAAUAACUAUUAACAGUAUUAAC